This is a messenger RNA of Notodromas monacha, 2979 nucleotides long. The record is from the annotation of a GenBank genome assembly. NCBI's taxonomy places the organism in Eukaryota, Metazoa, Arthropoda, Ostracoda, Podocopida, Cyprididae.
AUGGUGUUCCACAAAUUUUUCCAGGAUCCCGUGGAGGAAAUGGAGAGCAUUUCUGUGAUUAAGCCAGACUUCGCUUCUGAUUUCAAGAAUGCACCUGACAAAUUGGAUGUGCUUAAGAAGUAUGAGCGUUGGUUUAACGCUCAGCCGGAUCACGUGCGACGUUCGAACGCGGAUGAUGUGCUCGAAGACAUCGUUAAUUUGGCCACAUCUCAUGAUUCUGCUGUCCCUGGAUUAUGUAAUAACGAUAAGUUCGUGAGCAUCUGCUAUGCGAUUUUGGAUUAUUGUUCCUCGGACGGAGGUUACGAAGUUAUGCAGAGGAAGCGUAUUGCUACAAAAACUGCAAGUUUCUUCUCUCGUUGGUCCGCAAUUCUCGUCUCUGAAGGGAAUUACGCGAAAGCUUUUGAAGUCUGCCGGAAUGGAGUAUACUUGAACGCUGAACCUCGUGAGUCCCUUUUAACAGAAGCGCAAAGAGUAUACGUGAAAUUACGCGAGGGCAAUGAUAGUCUACCUCGUAAGAUGCCGAAUUUUGCAAAAAUGUUCUACAAUGAGAGACAUUCGAGUUCGAUUGAAGAGCGCCUAGCGACGCUCCACUAUUACCGGACCAUUCAUGGAAGGACUAUAGGAAGUGCGCGACGCAUCGUUGAAGUGAUGCCCCCGGACAUUUAUGCGCUUUAUUUCCAUCGUCUUUAUUCCCUUGGUUACAAAGAGCACGGCAUACAAGAUCUUCCACCGCAUGCAGUGAUGCAUGUACCCCCGGACGUCGGCGAUGGCGAUGGACCCCAGAUGUCUUUGGAAGAGUGGUUGAUGAAACGCCGGAUGACAACAGAGCGAAUUAACGGCUCAAUUGUGGUUACUCGAGAAGAGCCCAGCAUUCUAUCCUGUACCAACAUGGAGCUUCCGUCCAUGAAUUUUUCGCGAGGCGGCGAUUUCUCCUUGUUUGCGCCGCCGAUGCCCGACGAUGUCACAUUCAACGUUACUGCUCCAGUGGCGCCUAAGAUGAAAUUUGAAGAAACUACCGUAUUUACGAGAGCCGCGCGGAAGGAGAUGAGUGGCUUCUGGUAUCAUGAUCCCGAUCCGGAAGAGUCUAUCACGAGAAAAGAAUCUUUCGCAGAUUUUGAAGCAACGUUGCCUCCCUCCAGAUGUUCAAAGACUGAUGAGAUCGUAAAGCCGUUUGAUGUUUUCGAAGAUUCUUCAGCCCUGAGGAAGAUGGACAUUAGUCCCACGCCUUCGUCCGGAAGGAAGCAUCCCAGCCCUGAUGAAAACUCUGGGAAAAUCAUCUCUGACGCUGCGCCAUUUUCCGUUUUUGAAGAUUCUUCGUGCCUAUCGAAGCCAGCGAGUGCAAAUGUCUUCAGAAUACAUGAAGACGAACCCACAAAAACUAGAGACCUCAAAUUCGAACCACCUAUUACAGCGCCUCUUCGUGGUGAAAAUGAUCCUGCUUACUCCUCGUCGGGGGGUUCGAAAAUCAAUCCUUCGUCAACCAGAAAGAGCAUUUUCCAAGCCCCAGUCGCGAAGAAAGAAAAUGUGCCCCCCAUGUUGAAAGCUGUACCUUCCGAAUUAAUCAAGAAUUCCGAAGAUUAUACCGUUUCGGGUAUUUCUCAGGGCUACCAACCCGCCCAAGAGGAAUUCACUUUGAGAUACCUUCUGGAGCCGAGUCAAUUUAGUGCACUUGCGAGGAAAGAACAACUGCAGUCGACUCCCUGUGAGAAACGUGGAUCGCGGAAAACUGAAGACCAAAGCUUUGUGCCUUUACGUUUGAAAACGAAGACUCCGUGCCGAGCUUCAAUCAUGCCCGCCUUGAUGAGCCCUCUGGUCGAGUGUAGUAGAGAGUCGUACCAGUCGAGUAGUUCAGGAUCCAAGUCCACCUGGAAAUUGUGUACUACGGUGCCGGAUAAGCUGCAAGCCAUUGCCGAAGCAUCGACGAUGGACGGGUUAAGUCCUGCGGAGUUUCUGAAGGAGAAGAUCAUCGAAGAUCCCAUGAAUGACGAGCUCAAGUUCCACUUGGCCGUCUUAUCCUAUGGCGAGGCGCAAUUGCGGUGUUUGGAAAACUUGAACGCGUCCUGGAAAGACCUUUCCAUGGGCAGCAGCAUCAAGUUGUGCGAUGGCGAGCUUCAUUCGAUUUGCAUCAUUUGGGACAUGAAUUCCUUUUGUCAACGAGACACGAACGCUGUUGUGCUCGUGACUUCCGGCAACAACGCUGCCAAGUUCGUCAAAUUGAUGGAGCCCUUGUCUUCGUGGGAAGUAUUUUGCUGGUUGCAAUUGGCACGCCGCACGAACCGAGUUCCCCCCAGGGGAGUUGUGUUGGAUGCGGAUUCUUACGCUCUGGUUGAGAUCCGGGAUUGCAGCAGCACGAAUUGGAAUUCGCUCAUCAACCUCAUUGGGUUCUACAAAGUCCGGAACGAGUUGCUUCCAGUGGAAAUAAUUCUGCGCGUGUUGUUGGUGUUGGUGCGGAUGGUGAACGAAUUGCACGAUUGCGGGCUGGUCAUUGGUUACAUUGCCCCCGAGAAUAUUUUGAUUUCGGACAUUAUCUUGGAUGAUAGCGCCCCGUGGGAUGAAAAGAUUUUCAUCGGGGAUUUGACGAGUGCUGUUGAUCUGAUGGAAUUUCCCGAAGACGGUGUGAAAUUCUGUUGGAGUCGGCCCGAGGCGAAUGACGUGUUUCUGCUUGGGACCACUCCGCAUGAGGUGGAUCACAUUGGAAUUGUGAAAAUGCUGGCGUGCAUGUUGUUCCCAGAAAAGGAGUUCAAGAUCUGGGUGGAGCAAGAUCGACGAGUUGCUUACUACAAUUUAUCCAGGAAGUACAAGUUUAGAAGCCUCUGGCAAACUGCCGCCGACCUUCUUUUGAACCCGGAAAGUCAUCAGAAUCCUCUGCCUGUUCUCCAAGAAGUGAUCCUGUGUGGGAAAGAAAUCCAGGUCAUUCCGGAAGCAUCGCCACAGCAAAUGAAUGGAGACAACGUUAAGCGUGGCUUUUCUAAACAAGGC